AUGGAAGCUUGUCACUCUCCACAGCAAUCCAAUGUCACUACGUAUGGGGAUGCAACUUUGGCCAUCAUCAGCCUGGAGGCAUUUGCUGGCAUGUGGAUAAAUGCUUUCAUGGUUUGUGUGCUUUGCAUUGGCUGGGUCAACAAGAAAACCCUGAACUCUAAUGAGAAGAUCUUGCUGCUCCUGGGAUGCUCCAGGUUUUGGUAUUUAGGCAUCUCAUGGGUAUAUUCUUUUCUUUUAAUCAUAAAUCCCUAUUGCUUUUGUGUUCCUCUCCUACUUGAAUCUCUUGCAGGUAUUCAAAGCUUUUUUGAUUGUUCAAACAUAUGGAUUUCAGCCUGUCUUUGUGUUUUUUACUGUAUAAAAAUUGCCAAUUUCAGGAACAGCUUUUUCAUCUACCUUAAAGUAAAACUGGAUAAGAUUGUGCCAUGGCUCAUGUUAGGAUCUAUGCUUUUGGCUUUUAUUUUCAGCAUUCUUGUCUACCACAUCUCUAAUGAAACACAGUGUAACAAUCACAAUUACAGCAGUCAAGGAUAUUAUCUGAAACACAUUAUCAGAGUGGAUGAACAUUUGCUGCCUAUUGUUUUCGUCAUAGGAUUUGUAUUUUCCAUUUCAUUAACAGCAGUCAUCUUUUCUGCUCUUUUCCUUCUCUUUUCACUCUGGAGACACAAAUGCAAGAUGCAGACAAACUCCAUGAACAGCCUCAGCAUGGAUGCUCACAUCAAAGCCGUGAAAUCUAUUCUCUCCUUCUUAGUGAUGUACAGCAUCAACUUUCUAUUUUUUAUUUUGACACUGAUUUAUGCAAGGAAGAAAGAAAAUCAUGUGGCUUUUCUUAUUUUUGUAUUUCUGUAUGCUUUCCCAGGUGUUCAUUCCCUUAUUCUGAUUUUCAGCAAUCCUGUGAUGGGAAAGGCACUCGUAAGGAUUCUAUCCUGUGUCAAGUGCAAGGUUUGCAUGAGGUAG
Cinclus cinclus is the source of this 954-nucleotide messenger RNA. RefSeq names its product taste receptor type 2 member 40-like. Bases 1 to 954 code for a protein of 317 amino acids. Gene Ontology annotation, molecular function: G protein-coupled receptor activity; bitter taste receptor activity. The transcript has a single exon. The record is from RefSeq and is a predicted model, not a curated record. Gene Ontology annotation, biological process: sensory perception of taste; G protein-coupled receptor signaling pathway; detection of chemical stimulus involved in sensory perception of bitter taste. Lineage: Eukaryota; Metazoa; Chordata; Aves; Passeriformes; Cinclidae. Gene Ontology annotation, cellular component: membrane.